AUGUCUGAUUUCGAAGACGAGAUGGACGUUGACGUCCCCACGACCUCAAAAGACGUCACCUUCUCGUCUGACAACACAGCCAAAGGCAAGCGGAGCGCUGCCAAUCUCCCAGUCGAAGCCGAAGACUCGCUACCAUGGGUAGAGAAGUACCGGCCAGUAUCCCUCGCCGACGUGUCGGGCCAUCAUGAUAUCCUAGCUACCAUCAACAAGUUUGUUGAUUCAAAUCGGCUUCCUCACCUACUACUCUACGGCCCCCCCGGAACGGGCAAGACCUCCACGGUGCUGGCCCUCGCGAGACGGAUAUACGGAACAGAGAACAUGCGACAGAUGGUGCUAGAGCUGAACGCCUCGGACGAUCGCGGCAUUGAUGUCGUGCGUGAACAGAUCAAGACGUUCGCAUCGACAAAGCAGAUCUUCACCAUGGGUGGCGCGUCAAGGAAGGGGGGGAUGGCAGCCUACAAGCUCAUCAUUCUAGACGAGGCCGAUGCUAUGACCAACACAGCACAGAUGGCACUGCGAAGAAUUAUGGAGAAGUACACAGCCAACACACGGUUCUGCAUUAUUGCGAAUUACACACACAAGCUCUCCCCGGCCCUGCUAUCCAGAUGUACACGAUUCCGAUUCAGUCCGCUGAAGGAGGACGACAUUCGGGUCUUGGUGGACAAGGUUAUUGCUGAGGAGGGAGUCAAGAUCGGCGGCGAGGCUACAGAUGCCCUUGUCAGAUUAAGCAAAGGAGACAUGCGACGAGCGCUCAAUGUCCUUCAAGCGUGCCACGCAUCAAGCACCCCGAUGCAGCCCAGAGACGGACCGAAGGUAGCCGAGAAGGACGUUGUUCGAGAGAUGAUCACGACCGAGACCAUCUACAAUUGCAUAGCAGCCCCUCCACCCGAAGCUAUCACGAAGAUCGCCAACGUGCUACUGACCACUAGCGACGUCACCACGUGCCUCUCAACCAUCAAUACCCUCAAGGCUGCAAAUGGUUUGGCCUUGGCCGACAUCAUCACUGCGCUGUCAGAACAGUUGGUCAUGAUGGAGGUGAAGCCCGAGGCUAUGAUCCGCUGGCUGGACGGCCUGGCCGAGAUCGAAUACAGAGUCUCGGGGGGCGGAAGCGAGGCGAUACAGACCGGCGCAGUAGUGGGCGUUGUAAGAGAAGGAUGCGAGCUUAUGGGAUAA
Molecule: messenger RNA, 1173 nt
Organism: Anthostomella pinea
Lineage: Eukaryota; Fungi; Ascomycota; Sordariomycetes; Xylariales; Xylariaceae
Source: the annotation of a GenBank genome assembly